Durio zibethinus is the source of this 653-nucleotide messenger RNA. RefSeq names its product large ribosomal subunit protein P2B-like. Gene Ontology annotation, biological process: cytoplasmic translational elongation. Gene Ontology annotation, cellular component: cytosolic large ribosomal subunit; ribosome. Gene Ontology annotation, molecular function: structural constituent of ribosome. Lineage: Eukaryota; Viridiplantae; Streptophyta; Magnoliopsida; Malvales; Malvaceae. The record is from RefSeq and is a predicted model, not a curated record.
AGCAUCGACACUUAUUAUCCCCUCUGCGCUGCAAACCCUACCCUUUUUCCUUCGCCGCUCGUUUUCCCUUCUCGUUCUCUCUACUCUUUUGUCAAGUAAAAAUGAAGGUGAUCGCUGCCUACUUGCUCGCCGUAUUGGGAGGGAAUCCUUCCCCUUCCGCCGAUGACUUGAAGGCUAUUCUCGGAUCAGUUGGUGCUGAGGCUGAUGAUGAUAGGAUAGAAUUGCUCUUGUCCGAAGUCAAAGGAAAAGAUAUCACCGAGCUAAUUGCAUCUGGAAGGGAGAAGUUGGCUUCAGUUCCUUCUGGUGGUGGUGCUGUUGCCGUUGCUGCUCCUACAGCUGGGGGCGGUGCUGCUGCUGCACCUGCUGCCGAGGCCAAAAAAGAGGAGAAGGUCGAGGAGAAGGAAGAAUCCGAUGAUGAUAUGGGUUUCAGCCUCUUCGACUAAGCAGGCAAUGCAAAUAUCAAGGCUUCUCAUAUCAAGGUUUUGUUAUAUGUUUUUGUUUCUGUAGUUGAACAUGGCUUUCGUUCUUCUUGGGACUUUUAAGUUUUGUUUGAAAAUUGUAGUUAAAGAUAUUAACAUUUCAGUUAUAAUUGUGGAUUUCUGGAUAACCACUACUUAUGGUUGAGUUUGGCUGAAUGACUCUUAAUAUUUCCA